ACAAAAAACAUUAAAAACAAAAUAGAACUUAUUGAUGGAUGUGAUGUUUUUGUAGGCCAAGCACCAAGUAUAUUAGCUAACAAAAUCAAAUACAUCCUCGGAAGUUGAUCAAGCUUGGCAUAAUGAUGAAUGUGUGAUUGCCAAAAAGUGUUCUCGAUGCUCAGUGUGUAUGUGUGUACAUAUAUGUGUAUAUUCGUAUAUAUGACUUGAUCAACCCCAUUGAAAAUAAAGAUAACAAUAAAGUGCGAAAAUCAUGCUAGACCCACGUCAGACUCAGUCCACCACUUAGUGUACCUGCGUAUAAACAUAAGAAAAUCUCCCCAUAACCGUUGUGGAAUAAGCACGUGCAGCUUUGUAACUUCUUCUUAGCUAGAUUCCAGCUUAGACUCAGUCCACCACUUAGUGUACCUGCGUAUAAACAUAAGAAAAUAUCGAAAACAAUCAUUAGUAACCAUAGUAAACAUUAAGGAUCCUUGAUCCUCUGAGGCCUCGUAUUACACAUUAAGGAUAAUUUAUCCAAAAUAUAUCUUAGGAUAUGGGAUCCAUGAUAAAUAAAACUCAGGCCUUCACAAUUGCCCCUAAUAUGGCGAAUGUGAUAGUUGAUCACAGCGGUCAUAUUGCCUUUAAUUUCAAACUAGCCAUUAUAAGCUAGCGAUGGGACUUGGCAGAGUAUAACCAUCAUUGUGAUAAUUAGGGACUAGAUAACUCCCUUUUCCUUUAAAGAUCAAGAGAUCUGGUGUAUAUCUUCACUUUCACGAUUAUUGUUCAGGUAUCCUUCUCUCCCUUUCUUCUUUAUUUUCUACUCUGUUUUCCGUUUCUUCUCCGAAUCCAUGGCGAAAAUGGGUACGCGAUCCUCUCCCGGAGUAAGCCCCGAUAAGGAUGAUGAAGUCAAGUCCCAAAACUUGCGGAUGAAUCCUUCAUCAGAAAUUUGCCAGUUUACCAACCCAGAAGUCCAUUGGGUCGGUGGUCUAGUGGCAAGGUAAAACCUUUUAAAACAACUAAAUAUGAAAUCUUAGGUUCCAGUCUCAAUAGAAGCAAGAAAUUCACUUUUCAAAAAAAAAAUCUAAACAGUAUACAUCUUUCUGCAUUGGUCGUAUAACAAAUAAAAAAUAAUAAUAACAGUAAUGAACAUAUAUAGUUCAGACUAUAGACACAUAACCGAGAAUUGAUUGUUUGUUGGUUACAUAUGAUGUAUUGACAGAUUGACAGAAUGGUUAGUCUUCUUUCAUUUUCAAAGCCCCUUUCUUGAUUCUUGAACUAAUAUAUACUAAACAGGGACUAUUUUGUCUUUUUGGACUUGGACAAUUUACUCAGAAAAAUAUUUGUCUGUAAUACUCACAAGAUUAAGAUUCAUAUGGGGCUUUGCUUAUACUUAACUUACGCAUCAUUCACAUUCAUGCAGAUUCACUUUAUCACAUUACUUUUGGUCUUGCUAACAUCUUCUGCUUUAAGUUCUACUACUUCAAGAAUUAGUCUUGUAUCAACCACUAUUUUUGAUGUGGUCCAAUAUGGGGCUAAAGGAGAUGGGAUAAUCGACGACUCACCGGCUUUUAUAGCAGCAUGGAAGGCAGCAUGCCAGUCGACACCAAAUACUACGAGUAUAUUAAAUAUACCAGUAGGAAGGACGUAUUUGUUGAAGCCAAUUGCUUUCAGUGGUCCAUGCAAGCCCUCCAAAAUUUUCGUCCAGGUGGCUGGAAACAUUGUUGGUUCGAACAACAAAACCGAUUGGAUGAGUAAUCAUGGUGAUUCUUGGCUCUUGUUUUCAAUGGUGAGUGGUCUUACAGUAAGUGGAAAUGGCCAGAUAGAUGGGCAAGGUCCUAUUUGGUGGGAAAAUGCCUGCAUUGGUACUCCUUCACCAGGUAGAACUUGUCAUGCACCAGUGGCAUUACAAUUUAAAAGAUGCAUCGGCUUGCGACUCAGUGGUUUAACUCAUGUAAACAGCCCGCGAGUCCAUAUCACAAUAACUACUUGCAACGAUGUCAUUGUAUCUAAUUUACAUAUAAUCGCCCCUGAAACAAGCCCGAAUACUGAUGGCAUUGACAUUUCAGGCUCCGUCAAUGUCAACAUACGUGACUCCAUUAUUGCAACAGGGGACGACUGUAUUGCUAUUGGUGGAGGUUCAUCUUAUAUAAAAAUCAGUGGUAUCAUGUGUGGGCCAGGCCAUGGAAUCAGCAUUGGAUCCUUGGGACAUGGUGGAACAGAUGUGGUGGAAAAUGUAGAUGUGCACAACUGUACCAUGAUAAAAACCCUAACUGGAGUAAGGAUUAAAACUUAUCAGGGAGGAACUGGAUAUGCAAACAAGAUCUCAUUUACAGGCAUCAAGUUUGAUGCAGUUAAUAACCCUAUCAUUAUCGACCAAUACUAUUGUCCCAGUCACAAAGGUUGCCUAACCUCUACAUCAGCUGUGAACUUGAGUGACAUAACAUACAGAGGAAUCUCCGGAACAUCAAAUACGGAUAACGUAAUAAAUCUAAGCUGCAGUAAAACUGUUGCAUGCACAAAUAUUGUGGUGGAUAGUGUGCAUAUCAAGUCAGCAAUUCCAGGAAGAAAGGUUUAUGGCAGCUGUAUUAAUGCUUGUGGAAGAGCUACCCAUGUUCAGCCUUAUUUAGAUUGUCUAAAACCUUCAACUGACCUUUGUAAUGGGCCUCUGAGCUAGUUCCUGAUUAUUUAUACCUAGGCCUAUAGUUGUUUCUUUAAAAAUCGGUCUUAUGUUUUAUAUUUAUGCUUAAUUUAAAGG
Messenger RNA from Helianthus annuus (common sunflower), 2737 nucleotides. Its product is annotated as probable polygalacturonase At3g15720. Gene Ontology annotation, biological process: carbohydrate metabolic process. NCBI's taxonomy places the organism in Eukaryota, Viridiplantae, Streptophyta, Magnoliopsida, Asterales, Asteraceae. The record is from RefSeq and is a predicted model, not a curated record. The transcript has 9 exons. Bases 1355 to 2656 code for a protein of 433 amino acids. Gene Ontology annotation, molecular function: polygalacturonase activity.